Molecule: messenger RNA, 1954 nt
Organism: Conger conger (European conger)
Lineage: Eukaryota; Metazoa; Chordata; Actinopteri; Anguilliformes; Congridae
Product: semaphorin-4F-like
Exons: 16
Coding region: 231-1871 (546 amino acids)
Biological process (GO): neural crest cell migration; axon guidance; negative chemotaxis
Molecular function (GO): semaphorin receptor binding; chemorepellent activity
Source: RefSeq, a predicted model, not a curated record
GCGCACUGAGUGUAUAUAGUUGUUUAAAAACAUUGCAGUGAUUUCAUCGUCUUUAUGAAUACUACCACACAGAUGUACCAUGUCAACGGACAUAUUCAAAAGGUGGAUUUUAUUCAGGAAUGAACGAGGACAUUAAAAAUGUGGGAGAAGUGGCACGCCAAAAUUGAAGUAGAGUGUGUGUUCGCUCGCCUCUUCAGGGAUUAAGACAUAAACAUUCUGUUCCCCAUAAGAUGAAGACGCCAGUGAGAACUUUAACCGUCCUGUUUAUGGGGCAUUGGCUCGUCGCCUGCAGCCCAGCCGGCACAACUGAUGUCCUGGGCCCAGAGUAUUUUUCUGUUUCUAACAUCUCCUCGCUCCUGCUGGAUGAAGCGUCUGGCGUUCUGUACCUGGGAGCGCGUGACUCCAUCCUGGCUGUGAACGCCUCCACCCUCUCCACGACACACCCAGCGAUCUUGUGGAGUGUUCCAGAAGAGAAGAGGAAGAUCUGUGAGAUGAAGGGCAAGAGUGAGGCCGACUGCCACAACUACAUCCUGGUGCUGCAGUUUGUGAGUGAGGGUCAGAUCUACGCCUGUGGUACCUAUGCCUUUGACCCGCAGUGCACUUUCAUCAACAGAGCAGAUUUCUCUCUGGAGGUGCAGGCUGAUGGCAGUAUGAAGAUGGAGACAGGGAAGGGGAAGUGUCCAUUUGACCCAAAAUACUCACACACUACUGUAACAGCAGAUGGGAUUCUCUACAGCGGCACCAGCAGUGACUUCAUGGGCACUACCGCACACAUCGCCCGGGCAACGGGCAGCGAGGGGCAGCGUGUGCGCACCUUGGAGUCCUCCGCCUGGCUCAGAGCGCCUACAUUUGUAAGCUCUGCUGUGGUACGGUGGAGUCAGGGCUCCUCUGGGAAUGAUGAUGAUGAUGAUGAUGAGAUCUUCUUCUUCUUCAUGGAAGAGGCAGAGGAGUACAACUUCUACAGCAAGGUCAACGUGCCUCGAGUGGCCCGCGUCUGCAAGGGGGAUGUCGGUGGCAGGAAGACCCUGCAGAAGCGCUGGACGUCCUUCAUGAAGACGGGCCUGGUGUGUGAGGCCCGAGGCGAACACUACACCAUCCUGCGCGCCGUCUUCACCCUGCAGCACCAGCAGGGGGAGCCAGAGAGCACACACUUCUACUGCGUACUCAGCUCUCAGUGGGGCGAUGUAUCUGCAGUUUGUGUGUACAGUGUGGCUGAUGUCGUGGAGGCCAUGAAGGGCCCAUUUAAACAGAAGAAGAGCUGUGAGAGCUCGCCCAAUCCAGAGGCUGCUCUCAAGCCCCGCCCUGGACAGUGCAUCGGUCGUGACCUGAAGGCGGAAGGGUUUGAGUCCUCGCUCAGUCUGCCCGACAGUGUGCUGUCCUUCCUGAGGGACCACCCCAUGAUGGAGAACAGUGUGUCUGCAGCGCCCCUCCUGGUCCGGAGGGGAAUCACAUACAACACGAUUACUGUAUCCAACCACAACCCUGCAGCCAUCCUACACCUGGGCACAGAUACAGGGGAGCUGCACAGUGUCUCAGUGGGGGGUCAGGAUGCCACCCUUCUCCAGGAGAUCCCACUGUUCAACACACCUGUAAACAACAUCCUGUUACACCAGGAGGGGGUGAUGGUGAGCUCAGGUCAGUCUCUGGCUCGUGUGGCUGCAGGGGGCUGCAGUCUGUACCCAAACUGUGAGCUGUGUGUCCUCACCAAGAGCCAGGGCUGUGUGUGGAGAGGGGAGACCUGCACCCCCUCCUCAUCCAGCUCUGACUGUGCUGAUCUCUGUGUUUCAGCGGCUCAGAGGCUCAGGGGCCUGAGGUGGUGUGUGAGACUGCAGACGUGCGCUGCUCCCCCACCGUGCAGGAGCUCCGCGUGAGGGCGGGGCUGCAGAUCGUCCUGCCCUGCGUACAGCUGGCGCCCCGCCCCUGCUUCUGGACCCACCCCCCCGGCCGCCACACC